Messenger RNA from Sphaerodactylus townsendi, 3207 nucleotides. It is a transcript of the gene NINJ2, whose product is annotated as ninjurin 2. The coding region runs from base 161 to 589 and encodes 142 amino acids. The record is from RefSeq and is a predicted model, not a curated record. NCBI's taxonomy places the organism in Eukaryota, Metazoa, Chordata, Lepidosauria, Squamata, Sphaerodactylidae. Gene Ontology annotation, biological process: tissue regeneration; cell adhesion. Gene Ontology annotation, cellular component: membrane. The transcript is spliced from 4 exons.
UUAAGGCAGGCAUCCCACAUCAGAUGAAUAGCAGUUCUGUUCCCGCAGCUGUGUUUUCCCUCCCACCCAGCAAAUGAACUGGAGAGUCCACAAGACUGCAGAUACUUGAUCUCUUGUGCGGGCUCAAGAGGAUCGAGGAGGAAACCUGGGAGGCAAGAGGAUGGGAUCAGAAAGAGAAAUGAUCAACCUUCAUGACUCUAAUCCUGGUUCCAGGCCGGAACAGGUCAUCAACAUCAACCAUUAUGCGACCAAGAAAAGCGUGGCCGAGAGCAUGCUCGACGUGGCUCUGUUCAUGGCCAAUGCUACGCAGCUGAAGGCAGUUCUUGAGCAGGGGCCUUCCUUCCACUACUACGCCACCCUGACGACACUCAUCAGCAUUUCCCUCUUCCUCCAGACUGUGAUCGGGAUUCUCCUCAUUGUGAUUGCUCGGCUGAAUUUAAAUGAUGUGACCAAACAGCAGCGUCUGGACUUGCUCAAUAACAUUGCCACGGCCCUGGUCUUCUUCACAGUCAUCUUCAACAUCUUCAUUACAGCCUUUGGGGUGCAGAAGACGGGACUUUACCCAAGCCCUUACGGGCGGAGAUACUGAGCCCAAGGAGGCAGUAGAUUUGGACUGAGACCAUGGCCACUAACUGGAAUAUCUCAUGCAGUUUUGCUGACUCCUCAUGUGCCAAACACGUUAGAAGCACAUGAGAGAGGUUCCACAUGGACCAUUUCUGCAAUGCAUAUGUGACUCCGAAGACGUAAAGAAUUUACAAGUGUCUGCAGGAAUGCAUUUUCUGAACAUCUUUUUGCCAAAGGGCUUAACUACAUUGGAGCUUCCUUGCCCAGCUGACGUGUAUGUGUACAUAUUUGUCGGAGUGCUUGUGAACAAAGCAAGAAACAAGACCCCCCCCCCCACACACACACUUUAUUGUAUGAUUCUGGUGGAACUAUAUAAAUGGUUUUAGACAGACAGCAGCCCUUUAAAAAACCUCCAACUUGCCAUUUGUGUGGUGCUAUAAAAACUCGCAGUAUGCAGGAUCUCUUCUGAGCAGAACUGCAUUCCAGAGGCAAAUGCAUAUUUCCCAGACACAUGCUUGCCAUUUAACAUAAAUUCUGGGGGAAAUUAGCAGGCCGGGUAAAUGUGCUUCAACCCAUUUUUUCUGUGCAAAUGCCUCCCAGGGCGUUUGUGUACUUCAUCCACAAAACAUCCUCAGAUCUUGGAGCAUAGCUGGGGAAAAUAAAUGUUAAAAGGAAAACAAGAAAUUGGGCAGAGGAGAACCAUUUGCAAAAGAACGUCAGCAGCUGGUGAAUAAAUUAAUCCCAUCUGAAGAUUCCCCUCUGAAAAUUCUCCCCUGCUUGAGCCUUAUGGGGGUUGGGAUAGGAGGAGAGUCAAGUUGACUUUUAACUUGUCGUUCCACCCUCAGAGCCACAAAGGAUCUGCCCGUGCAAAGUUAAGUUUGCAAAGAGAGAAGUGACAUUCUUUUGAGCCUCAGGUGUAUGGCUUCUUUUGCUAAAAUGGAUUAAGUGCUAGCCUCAUUCAUGUUUAUUAGACAGCUAGUACACUGGGAAGUUGCCCCAUGGUGCUCUGUAUCAAAUGUAACUUAACUAGGAAAAUGCUAAAGCGUUCAGGGCCCUUAAGCCAAAACUGGGAGGGAGGGAAGGCGUGGUUCCAAAAUUGAUUGCUUCCCCCACCUAUUGAUACCUAAGCGCACCUUCUGCAGCACCAAUAAAGAUUAAAUAGGAAACAUAACUAAAUGUACUUCUCUUUUCCCCUCCAAAUCCUGUCCUUUUUAAAAUCAUAAUUUAAACCCGCCCUCCCCCCGUGUUCACCUAUUCCACUUAAAAACAUUAGAAUUGUUCAGUGGGGAAAAGGGUGACCAAAAAAGCUCUGAACAACACUCCAAAGUCUAUGAGCGAGCAAAACAGCGACUAGCCCUCUUCUUUGCUCUGUAAAAUGGCUUGCUGAUUUGUUUGUGCUCAGGGCUUGAGUAAUGGUAGCAGCAGUGAUUAUAGCUGCAGAGGCUGUAGUAUCAAAAUAAAUUACUGAAUAUUGCAAAUGAGCAUAAAACCUGUUGACUGAUCAGUCAUGUGUGUACAGUGCUGUCAAGUUGCAGCUGAUUUCUGGUGACCCCAGCAAAGGGCUUUCAAGGUAAAAGCAGAGGAGGUUUGCCAUUGCCUUCCUCUGAGGUCUCUCUUCCAACUAUUGACCCUGCUUAGCUUCCAAGGUCUGAAGAGAUUAGGCUGUACCGUUGCCUUCCUUUUUACUGAUCAGUCAUAAGCAUUAGUAAUUCUGAAAUUCAUUCCAGUGCAUUAGCAGCGCAUACCAAUUUGCUGGUUAAUAAGCUAGUUAGCGUGCUGUGAGAAACUAAUGCAAUAAAGCUCCCAUGAUCCUCACGUACCAAGAGGAGGUUACCUGUUGCAUCUCUGAUCCACAACACUGGCCAUGUCUCCUCCAAACCAGCCUGCAUGUGAGAUAGGUACAUUGGCUGCACCUCUUCAUCAUGUCUAGAUCAUUCAUUCUCAAGGCAAAGAUUCAGCAGAACUUCCAGCUCUCAUAGGAGAUGUGUCCAGAACAGCGACUCAUACAGGAACACAAGUUGUGAACUCCUGUGAAGGCAGGUAGCUUUUAUUCUAAAAGCAAAUCUUGCUGCAAAAACGUUGGAAAUCACGACACAAAGGUCCACUGAUCAAUGAUAGCACAGAGGGGCAGACGCACACAGAGAGCUUCACUAUUAAUAGUUCUUUUGCCCUGUAAAUUUUGGCCAAGUAGAUCUCUACGUGCAAACAAAAGUGAGUAUUGAGCAGCCCUCCUUAAGAGCUGAAGGCCACACACACACGAUAUUACUUUCUCAAUACUAGUUUUGUAUCUUAAGAAGUUAUAGCUAUGUUGAAGUUUGGACCGGAUAAAACACACCACCAGCAUAUAUGUGGUGAGAAGUAAAUAACAUUUGUAAAUAACAUUUGUAACCUCAACUAGUGUAUGGCAAUAAAGUGUUUAUAGUAAGGUAACAUCUAAGGCUGUACGUGUUAACCUUGUCUUCUGAAGCACAGUGUAAUGAUCCAGAAACUUAUUUUUAAUGCUGCCUUUUGUUUAUUCCAUUUCAUAUCAUUUUAAAAGAAGACUUGCUGUUGUGUUAGCCCACUGAGAACUGGGACAUUCUUUGUAUAUUCUAGGCAUUAUAUGCUUUCUGUUUUAUUUAUUAAAAGUAUAUUUUAUCCAAA